AUGAAUUGGUCGAACGAUUACUACAACUCUAAUUUCUCCCUGCCGUUUAUGGACCUGAACGGAUCCUAUUUCAUCAGUGAGUUCGAGGAUACUCUGUUCGAAUACCACAAACCCGAGAAGAUCGCUCUACUAUGUAUCUAUAUCCCCGUGUUCUUUCUGGCUCUGAUAGGGAACACGCUUGUUUUGGUCAUGGUGUGCAUUAACAAGAGAUUCAGAAGGAACAUAGCAAAUUUCUUCCUCGUCAACCUAGCUAUCGCUGACUUGCUUGUGACGUUGUUCUGUAUCCCACUGACGACAGCACAACAUGUAUACAGUCCGUGGAUUUAUGGUGAAUUUCUAUGCAAAGCUAUUGGAUUUAUGCAAGGUAUGUAUGUGGAAGCCAGUGUCCUAACCAUUGUUUGCAUGAGUGUGGAACGAUACCUGGCAAUCAGACACCCCAUGCGCAUGCGCACACUCUGUGAUCCUCGUCGCGUGAAACAAGUAAUACUACUCACGUGGGUUGUUGCCAUCAUUACUAUGUGUCCUCUUGCCAUGUACAAAAAAUUGGAAAAACACAAUCUCCCAUUUAUAGAAGUAUCGUAUUGCGUAGAAGAUUGGCCAUCGCAGCGAGCCAAAUAUGGAUAUGAAUUGUUUCUCUUCUUCAUUGUGUACAUAAUUCCAGGUUUCCUUGUGGUUGGAUUAUACACUGUGAUUGGUUGUAGCCUAUGGAAACAGGAUAACACAUUACAACGCGCAAACUCAAUGGUAAAUAAUGAGGCGAGAAUCAUGGGAGGUCGACGUAAACUUGCCCGGAUGAUGAUUGUUAUUUCGAUUCUGUUUGCUGUGUGCUGGCUGCCUUAUUUUAUUAUCAAUUUGUGUAUUCUUUUUUCACUUGACCGUUCCAUUCCCAUGAGCCUCUAUCCUUACGCCUUGCUUCUUGCAUUUUCUCACAGUGCACAGAAUCCGUUGUUGUAUUUCUUCAUGCAUAGAGGUUUCCAUGACUUUGUAUGGCGGCUGAUUCGCUGUCAGUGCCAACAGCUUCGAAACAGCCGACAGGUGUCCGUUUGUUCCUAUCAGUCAUCAGAAAAGACUAUGAUGACAGCUAUUUCUAACGGCAACAAAUAUUCAUACAGAGGAACAGCACGUGGGAAGCAUGUCUGA
Messenger RNA from Ylistrum balloti, 1140 nucleotides. Its product is annotated as QRFP-like peptide receptor. Lineage: Eukaryota; Metazoa; Mollusca; Bivalvia; Pectinida; Pectinidae. Gene Ontology annotation, cellular component: membrane. The coding region runs from base 1 to 1140 and encodes 379 amino acids. Gene Ontology annotation, biological process: G protein-coupled receptor signaling pathway. The transcript has 4 exons. Gene Ontology annotation, molecular function: G protein-coupled receptor activity. The record is from RefSeq and is a predicted model, not a curated record.